GCGUGACGUCAUCCGUCUUUGUCCAGUGCAGCGCCAGCUAGAAAUGAAUCCCGAAUAACUCACGAUGGGAUUUCAGCGCUAAUUCAGACAGCGAUUCCGUGCAGACUCGCCAGUGUGUGUGAAGAUGUGCGAUCUGAGCUCAGCGCUCAUUAAAGAGGGCUGGUACCUUACAGAUGAAGGAAUCGAGGAGUGUAAAAGUUCAACAGAGAAGGAAAAAACAUCACUGACUGACAUCAUCCAAGUAGCACUAAACAGUGAUCUGAGACCCAUAGGAAAGAGCUUUCUGCCGACGGACAUCAACAGUGGACGAAUAGAAAAGUUGGAGGGCCCAUGUGUCCUUCAGGUGCAGAAGAUUCGUAAUGUCACCGCUUCUAAAGAUCAUGAGGAGUCGCAGGCGGCGCCCAGAAUGCUGCGUCUGCAGAUGACGGACGGACAGACAUCGUGCACCGGCCUCGAGUUCAAACAUCUGUCCAAAAUCAGUCUGAACACUCCUCCUGGAACCAAAGUGAAGCUCCUGGAGGACGUUCAGGUUAAAAACGGCAUCCUGCUAUUGGACGAUUCCAAGAUCACGGUUCUCGGAGGUGAAGUGGAUCACAUGAUCGAGAAGUGGGAGUUGCAGAGGAGCCUCGCCAAACACAGCCGAAGAAACAUUGGCGCAGAAGGUGGACCUCCUCCAUUCGUUCCCUUUGGACAGAAAUGUGCUCAUAAGGAGCAGGUGGACAGCAGAGCUCUGGACCAGAGGAAGACCCUGCAGAGCACCAACGCUGUCAAAUCUGCUGACGACAACGAUGAGUUUGAGAAACAAAGAAUCGCUGCUAUCGCAGAGGUCGCCAGGAGUAAAGAGACGCGUACGUUCGGCGGUGGCGGCAAUGCAGGCGGAAACCUCGCCAAUCCAGGAUCCACCUACAAGAACCGAGACACCUAUCAAAGGAGACGAGAAGAGAGAGAGCCAUGGAUGGAGAACAAGUCCGAAGGAGUUUACAGAGAUUUGGCUCCUUCGUCGAAUACGCCGUUUAUUUGUUCACUGACAGGAAAGGGUCGUGGAAGAGGACGCUCCAGACAAGAUGAGGAUGAAGAAGCAGGAGGAAGACCAUCUGGGCCCAGCACACUGUUUGACUUCCUGGAGUCAAAAAUGGGGACAUUGUCCAUUGACGACUCAAAGAACCAGCCUUCACUACAAGAGCACCAAUAUAAGAUGACUUUCCCCAGCACUGAUCAAAUGUUCAGAGAUGCCGCCCAGUCCAAACACCCUCCCCGAAACGAGGGACGCUCGCAGAGAAACGACAGGCCUCCACGUUUCCAGAAGGAUGGAGACUUUCCUAAACCCAGCACGGCCUCUUUCAGUGUUUCCCAGCCGCAGAAAUGGAGGGACGGAGAGAGAACGGGAAGAGGAGGAUCAGACCGAUGGAAGAAUGAUGCUCAAGAUGCUAGAAAUACGUACACCUCUAUGGGGAAGCCCAGGGAACAGCAGGGUCUCUCUGGAAAGGAACAUAACGGGUCGAAAAGCUUUCAGCAGGAACCACAUAACGGCGGAUGUAAAGAGCAGGAUGGGACAGGACUGGCUUCUUUUAGGAAAAACCAAUCAAACGGACCCGCGGCACCCAAAUCCUCAAAUCCUGCUGCGUCAGGCUCGGAUCCUAAAGCUAGAAACGAACCCAACAACAGAAGGAAAAGCAAGCCAGAAAGACCCAAAUCAGGCUACUUUGAGCGUUCGCAAGAUGCAAUGAAAAAAGACUUUUCGCAGGAUGCCGGAUCCAGUCAGUGCAUCAAAGUGGGCGGGGUUUCAAACGCGCAGCUCCCUAAUGGUGAUUUAGAACACAGACGGACCGGUCCAAUCAAGCCGCAGUCUUCAGCACCGCCUCAGAAACAAACCAACACGCAUAACUCCGCCCCCAAGAAACGAUCUGGACCAAUCAAAGGUCAGAGAGAGCCGACGGACACAAAUAAUCACAUAAUCUGGAGAGCUGGUGACCAGUGUCUAGCGCUCUACUGGGAAGACAAUAAGUUUUAUCAGGCGAGAAUCGACGCCAUCCACCCGUCUGGCUCCACGGCUGUGGUUGUGUUCAGCGACUACGGCAACUGCGAAGAAGUUCUGCUUCACAAUAUCAAACCUCUGCACAUGGACGUGUGGGAUGACGAAGACAUUUACUAUGAGAAUUCCCUUGAAUUUCGAAGAGGAGGAGACGGACAACCUCGCCGCUCUCGACCGACACAACAAUAUUACCAACCGCCACGUGCAAGAGACUGACACACGUUCACACACGGUCACAAAUCCACACUCACAACCUUUCCCUAGCAAGGAAACCCAUUUGAUUUACUCAUUACUCAGAGAGAAAAAAAACAA
Molecule: messenger RNA, 2344 nt
Organism: Sinocyclocheilus grahami
Lineage: Eukaryota; Metazoa; Chordata; Actinopteri; Cypriniformes; Cyprinidae
Product: tudor domain-containing protein 3-like
Exons: 13
Coding region: 125-2248 (707 amino acids)
Biological process (GO): mRNA processing
Cellular component (GO): nucleus; cytoplasm
Molecular function (GO): RNA binding
Source: RefSeq, a predicted model, not a curated record